GUGAGAGCCUGGCAAGCAGGGCUGAUGCUGGCAGGAGCCCUUAGCAGCACCAGGAGCGAGCGACAGCCAGAGCAGGUGCUGGGGGCCCCGAUAAAGCUUCUGGCCACACUUGAUUCCCAGCCUGCAGAAGGAACCCAAGCACCAUGACUCUGGCCGCGUACAAAGAGAAGAUGAAGGAGCUCCCCCUCAUGUCCUUGUUCUGCUCCUGCUUUUUGGCUGACCCCUUGAACAAACCACCGUAUAAAUACGAAGCAGACACCGUAGAUCUCACCUGGUGCGUAAUUUCGGACAUGGAAGUCAUCGAGCUGAACAAGCGCACCUCAGGCCAGUCCUUCGAGGUGAUCCUAAAGCCGCCGUCCUUCGACGGGAUCCCUGAGUUCAACGCCUCCCUGCCCCGGCGACGCGACCCCUCCCUGGAGGAGAUCCAGAAGAAGCUGGAGGCGGCUGAGGAGCGGCGGAAGUACCAGGAAGCGGAGCUCCUGAAGCACCUGGCAGAGAAGCGGGAGCACGGGCGGGAAGUCAUCCAGAAAGCCAUCGAGGAGAACAACAACUUCAUCAAGGCGGCCAAGGAGAAGCUGACGCAGAAGAUGGAGUCCAACAAGGAGAACCGGGAGGCCCACUUAGCCGCCAUGCUGGAACGCCUGCAGGAGAAGGACAAACAUGCGGAAGAAGUGCGGAAAAACAAGGAGCUCAAGGAAGAAGCCUCCAGGUAGAGAGGCCAGGACGGUGGCGGUUUGGACUGACAGCACCAGUGAAGCUUUGCGACCGAUGAUGGGGAGUUCCUCUGCUUGCUUUGUUUGUGAAUGUAAAGAAUUGACCAGUGAAGCCAUCCUAUUUGUUUUGGGGGAGGGAGGGGAGAUGGGGA
Molecule: messenger RNA, 865 nt
Organism: Gopherus evgoodei (Goodes thornscrub tortoise)
Lineage: Eukaryota; Metazoa; Chordata; Testudines; Testudinidae
Gene: STMN4
Product: stathmin 4
Exons: 6
Coding region: 144-713 (189 amino acids)
Biological process (GO): microtubule depolymerization; regulation of microtubule polymerization or depolymerization; neuron projection development
Cellular component (GO): cytoplasm; neuron projection
Molecular function (GO): tubulin binding
Source: RefSeq, a predicted model, not a curated record